Messenger RNA from Nematolebias whitei (Rio pearlfish), 1025 nucleotides. RefSeq names its product MNAT1 component of CDK activating kinase (gene mnat1). Gene Ontology annotation, biological process: positive regulation of cyclin-dependent protein serine/threonine kinase activity; nucleotide-excision repair; regulation of transcription by RNA polymerase II. NCBI's taxonomy places the organism in Eukaryota, Metazoa, Chordata, Actinopteri, Cyprinodontiformes, Rivulidae. Gene Ontology annotation, cellular component: transcription factor TFIIH holo complex. The transcript has 8 exons. The coding region runs from base 90 to 1025 and encodes 311 amino acids. Gene Ontology annotation, molecular function: cyclin-dependent protein serine/threonine kinase activator activity. The record is from RefSeq and is a predicted model, not a curated record.
AGUGUGACUCAACAUCUCCCAGCUUUACAAGUGACGGAGGAGACUUGGUUGUUGACAGUUUUCUGCUGUUUUGUGUGCUAGAAGGAGAAAUGGACGACCAGGGGUGUCCGAGGUGCAAAACGACCAAAUACAGGAACCCGUCGCUGAAGCUGAUGGUGAAUGUCUGCGGACACACGCUAUGCGAGAACUGCGUGGAGAUGCUGUUUGCGCGCGGCUCAGGCAGCUGCGUUCAGUGUGACACACCGCUCAGGAAGAGCAACUUUCGCGUGCAGCUCUUCGAAGACCCAACCAUCGACAAAGAGGUGGAGAUCCGCAAGAAGGUGAUGAAAAUUUACAACAAGAGAGAAUUUGACUUCUCCAGCCUGAGAGAAUAUAACGAUUAUCUGGAGCAGGUCGAGGACAUUGUGUAUAACCUCACAAACAACAUUGAUGUGGAAAACACCAAGCUGAGGAUGGAGCAAUACCAGAAAGAAAACAAAGACAUCAUCCAGAAAAAUAAGGCCAAGCUUACACGAGAGCAGGAGGAGCUGGAGGAGCUGCUUCUCCUGGAACAGCAGAGCAACGAGCAGCGGAGGCUGGAGGUGCUGCAGGAGGAGCAGAGGCAGCUGCAGGUCAAGAGGAAGAACAAACAGGCUCUGCUGGAUGAACUGGAGCAGUCUCAGCUUCCUGCCACCAUCUUACUCGCCAAGCACAAAGUUCGUGCUGCCCAGCUGGAGACGGAGAUCGAGCAGCAGAAACAGAACGUGAAGCCUACCAGUAUAUUUUCAACUGGAAUCCAAAUGCGGCAGAAUGUGUCUCUUCAGCCUGUGCCCAGGAUAGAGGAAGUGCUGUACCACUACAAACCUAUUCAAAUUGAAACCUACGGGCCUCCUGUGCCUGAACUGGAGCAGCUGGGAAGAUUUGGGUAUCUGAAUCACGUGAGGGCCGCCUUGCCUCAGGACACAGCUGGAGGAUACACGUCAGCUCUGGCGUGCUACCGAGCCAUCCAGGAUGCUUUCAGUGGGCUGUUUCCUCCAAAAGGCUGA